CUCACUCACUCUGUGGAAACCCGUUGUCUUCCAAAACACACUCUAUCCAAGAGUAGGAUUAACCCUUAGAAGUGUGCCCAAAUAUCCAAAUAAGCCCUUUGAAUUUUGGUUUCAUCUGACGUGUGUCCCACGCACAACACUAAGGUAAAGGAUCAUUCAGUUUAACAUUAAGAUAGCACUAUGGACCCUGACGUCUUCGAGAUUCCUCCCCCAAUUCACCACCCUUCAAAGUUUUAUCUCAACAACAAGGUCUUUUUGCAUGACGUGAUUGACAUUGACAAUGAUGAUGAUGAUUCUGACGAUGUAAUGAUAAUUGGUGAAAAAGUUAAUAAUAGUAACAAAGGGAAGACAAUUGAUGCUGUUCAUGGUGAUCUCCAAGUUGUGAAUAUGUCUGAUUAUCCUUUUCCAGUGCCUGAUGCGGCAAAAUUUGGAUCAGUUGGUGGGAUUGCGUCUUCUAAUAAUCCCCCUUCAGUGUCAAAUAAUGUAAUCAGUGUUGAUGGUCAUGGCUCUGAUCUAUCAUAUGAUGAUGAUGACUACGUUGGUAUUUUGUCGGCGGAAGACUAUAUGGAUGCAGAUGAUUAUACAUUAUUACAGAAACAUUUUGAUCAUGUGGAUAUACCUCCUGGAAUUGAAGCACCGUUUACUUGGUUGCCACUAGGAUAUGAUUUAGGUUUUAAGAAGACUGAAAAUAGUAUGUUUUCUCCUUGGGAUCAUAUGCAAUCAAAUGCUGCAUUAAGUUCCAUGACAUCCUCUUCCCAGCCUUCUAUGUCAUUAGAUCCAUUUAACUCUAAAAUUCAAGCAGCUUUAAUGGGUGGUACUGACACUCAAAUAAAAAUGGAGGAUGUUGCUUACUCCUCUGGAACUUCUCAAUUUUUUUCUCAAUCUGGCCCUUCUAAGAAGAAAUCAGCUACUUCAAAACCCAGAGGACGUACUUCAAAUGCUUCAGUUGGAGUAGAAUCAUCUAAGUCUCACUGGUUGUCAGGGUCUUUCCAUAGCAAAAAGAAGUCUUCUUCGGCAUACCUUAGUUUAUUUGACUCAAUGGUGGCUGAUAAGCAGCCACAUGCUGGUCAGCCAUCAAAUGGGGGGAAAUUUAAAACUGCUAUGAUGGCAGAUGGAAGUAGUGUUUCCUCCCAUUCAAAUUUCAUUGGACAACAUGGAACUGCUAUGAUGGCAGAUGGCAGUAGUGUUUCCUCCCAUUCAAAUUUCAUUGGACAACAUGGAUCAUCGCAUACUUUGGGAACAGAUCCAGGAAAAUCUUGGUGGAAUAUUUCUCAAAAUUAUAAAUCAUUUUCUACUCCUCAAAAAAAUGUUUCUAAUAAUAUUUAUUAUCCAUUUGAUCCUUUUGUUACCCAAACUGAGCAUGGUUUUAAUAACUCGGUUCCCAAUUUUGCUGGAGAUGGAUUUAAUGGAAAAGCAGUGGAUAGCCCUAUUGUUACAAUUUCAGAUGAAGCCAAAGAUGAAAUUAUGAGGAAAUUUCGAAGUUUUAAACAAUUUGACACUGUUGAGGACACUUCAGAUCAUUACUUCGUCCGUAACAGUUCUUCAACGAAACAGCCUCCCAAGAAUUGGGCUAAAAAAAUCCAGGACGAGUGGAAGAUUUUGCAGAAGGAUUUGCCAGAUUCAAUAUUUGUCAGAGUGCACGAGUCAAACAUGGAUCUUCUGAGGGCUGUGAUUAUUGGAGCUGAAGGGACUCCAUAUCAUGAUGGCCUAUUCUUUUUUGAUGUUUUCUUUCCCAGUGGCUAUCCCAAUGUACCACCGCAAGUGCAUUACCACUCUGGAGGUCUAAGGCUCAACCCAAAUUUGUAUCAUUGUGGCAAAGUAUGCCUUAGUCUGCUGAACACCUGGAGUGGCAGCAAAAAUGAGAAGUGGCUUCCGGGCACUUCAACGAUUCUACAGGUUCUGGUCUCCAUUCAGGGUCUAAUUCUGAAUACAAAGCCUUACUUUAAUGAACCUGGAUAUGAACGCAUGAGUGGUUCAGCUAGUGGUGAAAAGAUGUCCUUUCAGUAUAAUGAGGACACAUUCAUUCUAUCAUUGAGGACAAUGAUGUAUAUGAUUCGAAGGCCUCCAAAGAAUUUUGAGGAUUUUGUCAAGGGGCAUUUCUGCAGCAGAGCUAGUGAUAUUCUGGUGGCAUGUAAGGCAUACAUGGAAGGUGCUCAAGUUGGGUGUUUGGUGAAAGGAGGAGUUCAGGACGUUGAUGAGGGAGACAGAAGCUGCUCACAGAACUUCAAGCAGUCUUUAGCUGGAUAUAUGAACAUGCUUGUCAAAGAGUUUGCUCAAACUGGAGCAAAGGACAUUGAGAAAUUCCUUACUCUACCACCACCACCACCACCAACAGUACCAGUGAAAAAGCCAUCAGGAGGGGUGUUGCUUAAGGCUGCAACCUGAACUGAACAUUCUCUUGGAUAAACCAAAUUUUGAGGAUUCAUUGAUACACACCCCGAAACUUCUUAGCACUUCUAUAUCACCUAAUGACACUUUUCUGUUUGAUGUUAAAUACUUUUACUAUUGUUAUCUGCUCUUGUUUUCAUGAACAUAGAACAAUCUCUGCUCAUAAUUGUAUAUAAUUGCAAAUAAAAAUAUAAUGCCAUGCUAGUAUGACAUAAUAA
Messenger RNA from Vigna unguiculata (cowpea), 2606 nucleotides. RefSeq lists its product as uncharacterized. Gene Ontology annotation, molecular function: ubiquitin conjugating enzyme activity. Lineage: Eukaryota; Viridiplantae; Streptophyta; Magnoliopsida; Fabales; Fabaceae. The record is from RefSeq and is a predicted model, not a curated record.